This is a messenger RNA of Dreissena polymorpha, 909 nucleotides long. RefSeq names its product cholecystokinin receptor type A-like. The record is from RefSeq and is a predicted model, not a curated record. Gene Ontology annotation, biological process: G protein-coupled receptor signaling pathway. The coding region runs from base 1 to 909 and encodes 302 amino acids. The transcript has 6 exons. Gene Ontology annotation, molecular function: G protein-coupled peptide receptor activity. NCBI's taxonomy places the organism in Eukaryota, Metazoa, Mollusca, Bivalvia, Myida, Dreissenidae. Gene Ontology annotation, cellular component: membrane.
AUGGCAAGAUUAAGCUCAGAUGAACCUCAUUACAUGUACGAGGAUUACGAUUAUGAGGCCGAUCCUGACAAUGUACCAAUCGAACAACUGGUGCCAGUAUCGCUUGUGUACGGACUUACAAUGAUACUAGGGUUGAUCGGAAACUGUUUAGUGAUUGUUUCGGUAGCGAAAUUUAAGAAAAUGCAAAAUGUGACUAAUAUAUUUUUGCUUAGUCUCGCUACAGCGGACCUUCUUUUGGUCAUGAUAUGUGUACCUGUUAAGUGCGCCGCAUUCUUUUCCUACACGUGGAAGUUUGGAGCAGUGAUGUGCAAGCUCGUUCAUUACGUGCAGAACAUCUCGAUCUUGUGUUCAGUGAUGAACCUGACCGUGCUUAGCUUAGAAAGAUAUUACGCCAUCAUCCAUCCUAUUAGAGCCAAAUGUGUCAGCACGGUGACACUUGCCAAGAAGAUAAUCGCUGUUAUUUGGGUACUCAGCUUCGUUCUAGCCACUCCAAUUUUUAUAGGAAGGGUACAAAAACCAGUUGGACCAGAGAAUGCUACGGUCUACUGGUGUAUCGUUAGCUGGGAGAAACCAUUGUAUAGUCAGAUGUAUGGCGUCUACAUGUUCUUAGCGAUUCUUGUGAUCAUAAAAAUGCUUGUCGCCAUUGUGUUGAUUUACCUGGUAUGUUGGGGACCAAUCACCACCAACAAUAUGCUGGUGUCCUUUGGCUUUGUAGACGACCUUCAUACCGGCUUCCUUCGACCAAUGAGGAUAACGUUCUUUAUCCUGUCCUACAUCAACAGUUGCACAAACCCAAUCGUGUACGCCUUCAUGUCGAAAUAUUUCCGAAAGUCCUUCAACUCUUCUCUUCUCGCCUUAGCCACAGCCAGCUUGAUGCCCGUUCAGCUGCUUGGCUCAGCCUCUGGAUAG